Messenger RNA from Spodoptera exigua (beet armyworm), 648 nucleotides. The record is from the annotation of a GenBank genome assembly. NCBI's taxonomy places the organism in Eukaryota, Metazoa, Arthropoda, Insecta, Lepidoptera, Noctuidae.
AUGAAUUUGAGCGUUCAGGAGAGGCUGCAGCAGAACCAGAGACAGCUGCAGAACUAUUUGUACGCUGGUCAUGACGUCCAGAGGAUAAACGACGGGUUUUGUCGGAGUAUGGUCGGAGUCCCGACGGGGAUGAGGCAAGAUAGUCCACGACCGGAGAUGAGGCCUCAAGUUGGACAGAUCAAGACUUCCAGAAGUCAUUCCAUGACUUGCUCUAACAGCAGUUCUGGUCGAAGUAAGAGAAUACGAACAAUAUUCACGCCGGAACAGCUGGAGCGGCUGGAAGCUGAGUUCGAGCGGCAGCAGUACAUGGUGGGCCCUGAACGCCUGUACCUUGCACACGCCCUACAACUCACUGAAGCACAGCGUCUUUGUGUCAUUGACUUACUUGACUUAAUAUCCUGUGCCCCUAGAUGGGGCAAAGGGCGUCCACUGAAGUUCUCCAUCGCGAUCUGUCUUGAGCAUCACGCUUCACCUCACUCCACGUCAUACCGAUGCUCAUCGCUUCUGCCAGUACGGUGCGACGCCAGGUUUGCCGUGGACGGCCACGCUUUCUUUUCCCUUGGGGAUUCCAAUCCAAGGCUUGCUUGGGUAUGUGGUCAGGACCCCUUCGGAGCGUGUGCCUUAUCCAUCUUCACUUGGGGCGCUUGA